AUGUUGUUCACUGCCAGCUGGCCAGGAGGACCAUUCAGUCUUCCACCCUCAUUAAUUGGGAAUCCUCCCAAACUCGGCAGAAUACUAGGGGCAUCUGACCUAAGGUUCGUUUGUCAGGCGAAAUUCUGGCUCACAUGGAUCAUGGAUCACGGAGUCCUCCAUGCACCAUUUCACCUACCUCCUAGGAUGAAGGACACGGUGAUGGAUAUCAUCCUUGGACAUGGUGAUGGAUAUCAUCCUUGCACAUGGAUCAUGGAUCACAGAGUCCUCCAUGCACCAUUUCACCUACCUCCUAGGAUGAAGGACACAGUGAUGGAUAUCAUCCUUGGUGUGUUCCUCACCCUUGCUAUCAUUAGGCUUGCGACACAUUGUUCGGCAUUCAACCCUGGUCAAAAUGCACCCUCGAACGUGCUGGCCUAG
Molecule: messenger RNA, 420 nt
Organism: Suillus discolor
Lineage: Eukaryota; Fungi; Basidiomycota; Agaricomycetes; Boletales; Suillaceae
Exons: 6
Coding region: 1-420 (139 amino acids)
Source: RefSeq, a predicted model, not a curated record